GGUUAAAACUCAUCAUCAUCAUCACAAUCAUUAUGGAUAGAAGACUAGAAUUCAACACAAAAUAUAAAUUGAAAUUUAGUCGUUAAAUGUAAAGGCAGCGGUUGAAAACCUUAAAAUUUAGUUUGAAAAUUUUUGCGGAAAUUUUAGAUUUAAAAAUUUUGUCUUAAAAUCGAAAAAAAAAACAGAAAAGAAAAGAAGAGUGUAAAGCACGUCUGUUAUAGAAACUGAAAACAACGUGUUGGCAUUUAAAAUUGGAAAUUUCCCGUUUAAAUUUAAAUAGAAAUUUUAGUUUUGAAAUGUCUAUAAAGCUUGUGGCUUUAUGUGUGUGUAUUUUGAUCUUAAGUAGUCCUGUUAGUGAGGGCAGACGUGGUCGUGGCAGAGGUCGCACUAAGUCAAGAGUGCAAAUUGGUUUGCCCAUAACAGGGAAGUACCGAGAUCCAGAAUCUGAUCAGUAUUAUAACAAUAACAAUGGUGCCAAAAUUUUACAGGCUUCACAUUUUGAUUAUGAAUAUGUUUUGGGUCAUAAAAUCGCUUUCUUGUGUGUGGCCAAAGGUAAUCCUAGACCUCAUAUUACCUGGUAUAAAGAUGGCACUGAAAUCUUUCAACAUCUCUACAUGCAUGUCCAUGAAUGGCGCAUUGGUGAUGAUCGCGUUAAGUCAAAAAUUGAAAUAGAUCCUGCCACCCAAAUGGAUGCUGGUUUAUAUGAAUGUACUGCUGAUAAUAUGUAUUCCAUUGAUCGUCGCAGUUUUAAAACAGAUUUUUCAAUUGCUUUCGAUUAAAAUUUUGUUGCUGUUUUUUUUUUGUUUUCUGUGUCGUCUUGCUCAAUUUGUCACAAAAUUGUAGGCCAUAGAAGAAGGGGGUGGGGGUGGUAUAAUGUUGGUGGGUUUUAAAGUGUAUGGCAGAGUACAAAGUCCAAGUUGAUUUUCUUUUUUAACAUUUAAUAUUAUUUAACAUUUUGUAAAUUUUCAAUCGUUAUAAUAAAGAAAAUAUUUUAAAAAAUUUUUUGUAAAAGAAUUUUCAAACAAAA
Lucilia cuprina (Australian sheep blowfly) is the source of this 1027-nucleotide messenger RNA. Its product is annotated as immunoglobulin domain-containing protein oig-4. The record is from RefSeq and is a predicted model, not a curated record. Bases 297 to 779 code for a protein of 160 amino acids. The transcript is spliced from 3 exons. Lineage: Eukaryota; Metazoa; Arthropoda; Insecta; Diptera; Calliphoridae.